Molecule: messenger RNA, 1598 nt
Organism: Cyprinodon variegatus (sheepshead minnow)
Lineage: Eukaryota; Metazoa; Chordata; Actinopteri; Cyprinodontiformes; Cyprinodontidae
Gene: ren
Product: renin-like
Exons: 9
Coding region: 139-1323 (394 amino acids)
Biological process (GO): angiotensin maturation
Molecular function (GO): aspartic-type endopeptidase activity
Source: RefSeq, a predicted model, not a curated record
GUUGAGAAACAAACACUAUAAGAUGCAGCAUUCACCACCUUGGAUUGCACCAACCAAAAUCUUUACAGUCAAGAAAAGCUAAAAUCUAGUGUCAGCAUUAUUAGCCUGGUUUUUCUGCCUGCUGUCAGAGAGGUCAUCAUGAUUAUGUCGCUGAGCUGCUGGAUAUGUUUGGUUGCUCUAUCACUGACCCCGAGCCAUGGUUUAAGAAGAAUUGCUCUCAAGAAGAUGCCAUCCAUCAGAGAGACUCUACGGGAGAUGGGAGUUUCUCCAGAGCAGGUGUUGACUGAGCUGGCCCAGAUGAACACGCCAGGCCCAAACAAUGGAACUGUUCCCACACCAUUAACCAACUAUUUGGAUACUCAGUACUUUGGGGAAAUCAGCAUUGGUUCCCCUCCCCAGAUGUUCAACGUGGUGUUUGAUACAGGUUCUGCCAACCUGUGGGUGCCCUCACAGAGCUGCUCGCCUUUCUCCACUGCCUGCUUUACUCACAACAGAUAUGAUUCAUCCCAGUCCCACACUCAUGUUGAGAAUGGCACCGGGUUCUCAAUCAAUUACGCUUCUGGAACCAUCAGGGGAUUUCUGAGCGAGGAUGUUGUUGUGGUUGGUGGUCUCCCUGUUGUUCAAGUAUUUGCUGAAGCGACCUCCUUGUCUGCCAUGCCAUUUAUUUUUGCCAAGUUUGAUGGGGUCCUAGGGAUGGGUUAUCCCAGCGUGGCCAUCGAUGGUAUUACUCCAGUGUUUGAUCGCAUCAUGUCUCAGCACGUCCUUAAAGAAGAGGUGUUUUCAAUCUACUACAGUAGGGACCCAAAGCACUCCCCUGGUGGAGAACUGCUCCUCGGGGGAACUGACCCAAACUACUACACUGGAAAUUUUAACUAUCUGGAAACAAGGGAGAUGGGAAAAUGGGAAGUCACCAUAAAAGGGGUUUCUUUGGGGGCGAAGAUGAUGUUUUGUGAAGAGGGCUGCACAGCUGUGAUCGACACAGGCUCCUCCUACAUCACAGGCCCAGCCUCCUCUGUCUCUAUGCUGAUGGAAACUAUUGGUGCUCAGCUGGACGAAACUGGAUAUAAAGUUAACUGUGAGACAGUGAAGAUGUUGCCCAGUGUGACAUUUCUCCUGGGAGGCCAAGAGUAUGCUUUGACGCAUGAAGAUUACAUAAUAUGGCAAUCACAGAUCGAAGAGGAUGUCUGCAUCGUCUCGUUCAGGGACUUGGAUGUGCCACCACCUACAGGUCCUGUCUGGAUUUUGGGAGCAAACUUCAUUGCCCGGUACUACACAGAGUUUGAUCGUCGCAAUAAUAGAAUAGGGUUUGCUACAGCAGUCUGACAAGAGCUUAAAGCCUAAAUAUAUUAACCUGUCUCCCAAUUUAUUUUUGCUGCUCAUUUCAAAUAUCAUCUUGCCAUCUCUAAUUGAACACCUUACAUUUGUCCAUGUUUGAAAACUUUAUUUUAUUCUAAUUUAAAUCAGAAACAAAGAAGAAUGCAAGGCAUUUACUAAAUAUUUGUUUCUUUAUCUAACACAGUUUGCACUGAAGGCCAUAAAAGUUUUUUUUCCACUUUUGUUUAUGAGCAAAUUUAAUCUGUUCAUCACUCUGCUUGUAA